This is a messenger RNA of Acanthisitta chloris (rifleman), 396 nucleotides long. RefSeq names its product calcium uptake protein 1, mitochondrial-like. Gene Ontology annotation, cellular component: uniplex complex. Gene Ontology annotation, molecular function: calcium ion binding. The transcript has 3 exons. The annotation marks the transcript as partial. The record is from RefSeq and is a predicted model, not a curated record. NCBI's taxonomy places the organism in Eukaryota, Metazoa, Chordata, Aves, Passeriformes, Acanthisittidae. Gene Ontology annotation, biological process: mitochondrial calcium ion homeostasis; calcium import into the mitochondrion.
AAGCUGUCCCAGGAGCGGGAGAGGUUUGCAGAUGAGGACAGCAUAUUCUAUGCCCUUGGGGAGUGUGGACUCAUCUCCUUCUCCGACUACAUCUUCCUCACUACAGUCCUGUCCACUCCUCAGAGAAACUUCGAAAUCGCCUUCAAGAUGUUUGACCUGAACGGUGAUGGUGAGGUGGACAUGGAGGAGUUUGAGCAGGUGCAGAGCAUCAUUCGCUCCCAGACCAGCAUGGGCAUGCGCCACAGGGACAGGUCCACCACAGGCAACACCCUCAAGACUGGCUUCAACUCUGCCCUCACCACUUACUUCUUUGGGGCUGACCUGAGGGGCAAGUUGACCAUCUCCCAUUUCCUGGAGUUCCAGCGCAAGCUGCAGCAUGACAUCCUCAAGCUUGAG